CUGUGUGCAUCGAUAAAUUAAGGUUAAGUUUAUGAGAAAAACCGAUUUCUGAUUUGUCAUUAAUUUUCCUAGUAAGAAAUUUUCCAACUUCUUGGACAAAUUGCCUAAAGUAAAUCACAUAUUUAACGAUGGACUCUGAUUGGAUUAAUGCCCCUCAUAGUACAGGAACCUCUAUCAUGGCUGCAGAAUUUGAAGGGGGUGUAGUGAUUGGAGCUGAUACAAGAACUACAACAGGAACAUACAUUGCCAACCGAGUAACUGACAAAUUAACAAAAAUUACUGAUCGCAUAUAUUGCUGUCGUUCUGGUUCUGCUGCUGAUACCCAAGCUAUUGCUGAUAUUGUGUCUUAUCAUUUAGGAUUCCAUGGGAUGGAGUUAGGGGAAGAACCUCUAGUUGAAACUAGUGCUUCUGUAUUUCAAGAACUUUGCUACAAUUAUCGUGAUUCUCUAAUGGCUGGUAUCUUAGUUGCUGGAUGGGAUAAGCGAAAAGGGGGUCAAAUUUAUUCCAUUCCUAUUGGUGGUAUGUGUGUUAGACAAAAGGUCUCUAUUGGUGGUUCUGGUUCUAGUUUUGUCUAUGGUUAUGUUGAUGCAAAUUACAAACCUGGAAUGACCAAGGAAGCUUGUGUUGAUUUUGUAAUCAAAACUUUAGCACUCGCCAUGUCAAGAGAUGGUUCUUCAGGUGGUUGUGUUCGUAUUGGUGUAAUAACUAAGGAUGGUAUUGAACGUAAAGUAGUUUUGGGCACAGAAUUACCCAAAUUUUAUGAAGAUUAAUAAAUAAUAAAAUUUGUCUUAAGUUUAAUAUUUCAUCCAAUAAAAAUGUACAAGUUAU
Molecule: messenger RNA, 828 nt
Organism: Coccinella septempunctata (seven-spotted ladybird)
Lineage: Eukaryota; Metazoa; Arthropoda; Insecta; Coleoptera; Coccinellidae
Gene: Prosbeta1
Product: proteasome subunit beta type-6
Exons: 5
Coding region: 129-770 (213 amino acids)
Cellular component (GO): proteasome core complex
Molecular function (GO): threonine-type endopeptidase activity
Source: RefSeq, a predicted model, not a curated record